Messenger RNA from Gongylonema pulchrum, 213 nucleotides. Lineage: Eukaryota; Metazoa; Nematoda; Chromadorea; Rhabditida; Gongylonematidae. The record is from the annotation of a GenBank genome assembly.
AUGGUACUCUGUUUCGCAGUACUGCUUUCGGUAUGCUGCAUGGGAGUGUAUUUGAUCAAGGAUAAACCUGUAUACGAGGAACUGGUCGAUUAUCUUGACAAAUCGAUUGCGAUUAGUAAAAUUAAUUACAAUCAGCAGCUUGGAUUUUUCGAGCUUGAAGAGCAGGAGCUACAAGCACUGGAACAACAUCGAAUGGUCAUUUUCUAUUUUUGA